GCACUCGUUAGCAUGCAAAUAAAAAAAACACGGUAAACGCUCCUCAGGAGUGUUUUUUGAGCGAAAUAAAAAUUAAAUCAUAAAGGAAAGAAAUAUAAGGAAUAUCUGAGCUCAAUUUUAGGGCUAAAAACCAUCCAUUUCAGCUAGAAUUAAACUUUAAAGCUUCGUAUUUAAAAUAUUAGACAUUAUACAUACGGGUAUUUACCAGUGAACAAUCGUAUUCUGACGUCAUUUGCCCCUGCACUUCGAAGAAGAAGGACCUUCGGCUUCUGCGCUUCUCGACCAAAAAUUAAUGAACCACAAGCAUUGAUUUUCUGCCAAGGAACGAGUAUAAAUACCAAUCAAAUACCAUAGUAGUGUCGAGGAACGUGUGAGAGACGUUUGGAAGACAUUUUGAAGAAAAUGACGAAGAAAUGGCGGUAAAAUUGCGAAGACCAAUUCGGCCAGGUCGAAGAAAUUCCAAACCAAGAUGGCGUCGCCUUCUUCUCCAAUCUGAAAAUGCAUUGAAAGUCACUUUAGUUGGGUUGGAUAUCAACAAUAUAGGAUAUUUAUUACACAUGUAAGUUUUCCUACAACGUUUUAAGUAUGGAAAAGUACAAUAUUUUAUUUACAAAAAUUUAUAUUAUUUUAGUAAAAAUUUCUACCUGAUAAUUAGUAAUAAAGAGUUAUAUACUCCAAGACAAAGACAUGUUCAUUAUAUGCAUAUUAUUGUUAAUACGUCAAAACCAAUCAUCUUGACAUCAUCUUAAAAUGUCAACCUCAACAGUCGGAAAAAAAACUAGUAUAAAAACUGACAAAGAACCCCCCCCCCCCCCGUAUAUUCUUCACGUUUUCUCUUGUUCUAUAUUUGUACAAAGUUUAUUAGGCCUAAAAGUAUUGACAAUUAUUAUUAUUUUUUUCUAGAAAGACUGCGAAAGAAAUUACAAAACCAAACCAUGAAGUCAAGAAAAAUAAUUACAUGAACCGUUUCUGGUAUAUAUAAUUAAUAUAAUUGUUAUCUAAAAAUCCAUGUGUAUUUUAGCUUCACAAUUGGUUCAGGCUUUCAAAAAAAUUUUAUUCUAUAUAUAACUGUAAAAUUAAUAUAUUUAUGAAUUUAUGACAAUUAUAUUAUUACUUUUUCUAUAGCAAGAUCGUCAAAGAACCGUAGAAAAUGACACCAAUAUAUGACAGAAAAGAUCAAUGGAAAAUGUCGCUCAGGUUAAUCAGGUAUAUACUUUAUAUAUAUAUAUAUAUAUAUACUUAUUUUCAUCUAUAUAUAUUUUCGGCUUUUCAAUGGUGAUUCCAGCUAUCGACUAAUCUUGUAUCUAGACCAGAAAGACGAAAUCUUUCAUUAUAGCUCAAAAGAGCAUCCUAAAAUUAAUAAAAUUGCAAAGUUUGGUUGCGAAAUGUUGUAAAAUACAAAAAAUAUAGCCCCGUGAAUUGACCAUUUGCGUAAUAGACAAAAUUUUGAUCUAAACAAGUCUGGACAAAAAUUUUAUCACAGCUUGAAAGAGCAUCGCAAAAUUAGUAAUAUUCCAAAGUUUCGUUGCGAAACGUUGUAGUAAAAUGCGGAUAAUAUAGCCUUGCGAAGUUUGCAAUUUUCAGUCAUUUUAGAUUACAAACGGAAAAUUGACAGCCUUAAAGCGUAUCGGGCUGUCAAUUUCCGGUUUGUAAUCUAAAAUGACUGAAAAUUGCAAAUUUCGCAAGGCUAUAUUAUCCGCAUUUUACAACAUUUUGCAACGAAACUUUGGAAUAUUGCUAAUUUUGUGAUGGUCUUUCAAGCUGUGAUGAAAUUUUUGUCUAGAUCAAAAAUUUAGUCUAUUACGCAAAUGGUCAAUUGGAAAAUUAGCAAAUUUUGAGUAUAUUAGUAGUGCGCAUGGGAAAAUGCACCACUUUCGCCUCAAAGACAAAAGUGGUCAAAAUUUGCUAAUUUCUCUGGGGCCAUAUUUUGCAACAUUUUACAACCCAAUUCGGCAAUUUCACUAAUUUAAGGAUGUUCUUUUAAGAUAUCAUGAUGGAUUUCGUCCUUUCAGUCUGGAUCAAAAGUUAGUCUAUAUAGCUAGAAUCAUCCAGUUCGCCGGAAUGAUUGUUAAAUAAUUGACUAAAAUAUUCAACUUUUUAAUUAAAACUACGCUGCUAAGGACGCAUUUUAUAAAUAUAAUAAAUGUCUAUAGAUAACAACGCAAUUCUGCAGUUCUGUUUGUUGCGAGGGGCGACAUCCCGCACUGCAUGAUAAUGAGUAAUUUCCAUAAGGUUGGCAAGAAAAUCAAAACAUAUAUCGCUAUAAAUUUCUGCCAGAUGACCAAGUGUUGCAUUUUUCACAACCGUUCCUGGUUAGGUAUAAAAAGUGUCUGCAAUAAAAUUAUGUACAUCGCAAAUUAUGUAUACAUUAAAUAUAAGAACUUAUAUAAAUUCAAGUUAUAAUAAAACAUAACUUGAAUCUAUGACUAUGAUAGGUGUAAAUUCUUUGUAGGUUUGCAUGGCUAUAAAACAUAUAAUACUUUUUGUUUGUGGAAACACCGCGUAAAUUUAAUACUGCAGUAAUAAAUUUACGUGGUGUUUCCGCAAACAAAAAGUAUUAUGUGAUAAGCGUGCUACAUUUUUACAAUUUUUUGCCAAAAAAUACGAAGCGUUUUCCGUAAUUUUCUCAAUUUUUAUGCUACUAUUCUGUAUGCCUGGAACUCGCUACAAAAAAGCGUUUCGUACGACGAGAGCACCGUUUCCAAUUCAUUAUCGUCAUGUUUUGAUAAAAAAUUGAAAGAAUGUAGUAAACUACCGUAGAUCCAAGUUUUAUUAUUUUAGCGUCAAGGCCUGUUUUCACUUGCAAUUUUUGCUGCGAUUUUUUUUCUUUUGAUGGAUGUGCACGAGAAGAUGAGUAUAAUUAUAUGAAUGCUCAAAUGAGGGAACAUAUACAUGCAUCAGAGUAAGAAAAUUGCACUAGAACUCGCAGCAAAAAUUGCAAUUCAGUGCAAACGAGCCUUUAGCAAGGGUAGAAUUUCGAAUACAAUUAUGCGCAGAAAACAUUUCUAUUUUUAGGGCCAGCGGAACGUCAUUUCGUCCAUUUUAGACACGUUUUAUGAUAAUCUGAAAACCACAGAUUUGAUAUAUUUUAUGUCAUAGAUGAAAUAGUUAAGAGGUUACGCCACACCCCCCUGUUUCUCCUCAGUUUUGAAAGAACACAAAAUUAGUCCUCAAGAAAAGUGGGGUGGCUACGUCCUUGCAUGCCUGCAUUUAGGAAUAAAUGUUUAACAAUUAUUCGCCGAAGGCAAAGUGAUUACCGGUGAAUAUUCACCGAGACGAAGUCGAGGUGCAUAAUAUUCACCGUAAUCACUGAGCCUGAGGCGAAUAAUUGUUUUAGUAUAAAUUUUUAAUGAAUAUAUAAAACAAAAUAUCCAAAUAUCAGUUUAAUUCAAAUUCAGAAAUAAAACUGUUUUCGGCCGGUUCACGGUUACUGUUUUAGUGUUGCAGUGUUUUUUGUAUACGCAUGCACACGCUUUCAAAAUGACUUCUUGUGUGACCUUUUUAUUGCUUUAUUACAAAGUUGUUUUUCUCGAUUUCUGCUUUGAAUAUAAACACAAUGACCGAAUGACUUUUUCUGUUUAGCAUUACUUUGUUCAGGAAAUGGCUGAGAACAUUGGUAAAAAUGAAAUGUAAAAUAUAUCGUUCGAAAUAACGUUAUCGUUCGACACUUUUCACGUUACACUUUAAAGUAUCGAAAACACAAUACAGCGUCAGGACACGUACGUACAGCACAAUAAAAACAUGACAUGUCAAAAGAAAUAGUAUCGUAUACAAAUUGAGAUAUCUAUAGGAUACAAAACAAAAUUGUUUUAAAAGAAUAUCACAGCUUUUCCCAACAGUCGGGAUAGUUUUUGCUAUUUGUUUGAAGUAAAGUACUUGUUUUGGAGUCCGUGAAUAUGUUUGACACAGUAAAAUAAUAAAGGAACCCUAUACCUUUCAAGUUAAAUACAACAUUUUUUUUUCGUUUUCUGGGGACGACCUUUUCAAUAUUUUGUGGAUUUUGAAACCAAAUUUGCCGAAUCAUUCUUUUGAAAAACAUUAUUUACUAGGCCGCGCGGUGGUAAAUAAUGCGUCAGAUUUAUCAACUAGCCAAUCAGAACGCGCGAAAGCUCAUUCGAUAUGCAAAAUGUAUACUAAAACUCGUUAUUAUGCACUGAGUGACGACGCCCAUUGCAGGCAACCAGAACGUAGAAUUGCAUUGUUAAUUUGUUAUGUGAAAUAAUCUAGACGUAAUCGUAUAUUUAUUUUUGUAUAUUUUCGCCACAUUUAAUAAUGGCAGGCACGGUUUUACUAAAAAUUGAAUAUUUUAGUCAAAUAAUUAACUUUCCUUGUUUGCAUAACUAAAAAAUUACAGGUUUCUAAUUACCAAUAGUUUUGGCUUGUGUUCCACUCAAAUUUGCGGCCUGACUAAUAGAGAAAUGACCAAAACCUAGGUUGCUGUGCGGAAUUUGUAUAUUUCACUCGCGAUUAGAAUGUGAAGCUUUUUUCUAAAAUCAAUGAUCUGGAGUUUUUGGCGGGGGUGUCCGUAUCACUGCAUGUCCGUAUCACUACUUCCUCAGAUGUUCCACCCCUAUAUUAUCAGUGCUUUGCCCUCCUAUACUUAAAACGGUUUGAUAUUGUUUAAGAUUUUCCCUAAAAUUGUCUUCGUUUAUUUUCUCAAAGGAUAUCAAGGAAACUGGAUGCGCGCCAUUCAAAGAGAGAAGACAAAGGGACAAGCAUACCGUAGAGUGAUAGAUGACAACCCGUGCCCAACAGAAGCUGCAAAGAUGCAAAUAUAUACAGAUGUACGGUUUGUCGAUGUUAUUAGAGGGAGUUUACGAUCUGCGACGAGGCCGGCUCAACGACGCGGUC
This is a messenger RNA of Paramuricea clavata, 4851 nucleotides long. The record is from the annotation of a GenBank genome assembly. NCBI's taxonomy places the organism in Eukaryota, Metazoa, Cnidaria, Anthozoa, Malacalcyonacea, Plexauridae.